This is a messenger RNA of Sordaria macrospora k-hell, 630 nucleotides long. NCBI's taxonomy places the organism in Eukaryota, Fungi, Ascomycota, Sordariomycetes, Sordariales, Sordariaceae. The record is from the annotation of a RefSeq genome assembly.
AAAGAACCACUCGACGACACCCGGACCCGACCUGCCCCGGACCCCGCGACCGCCCGACUCCCCCGCGCUCCGCCCAUCAUCCGCCCAUCCCCUCCGGCCUCCUCCUCCUCCUCCUCCAGAUACCCCGGCGCCGGCACCACACAACACACAACAGACACAUACACAACCAUGGACAAGCUACUACGGCGUGUGCGCAUGGCCGAGGGCAUGGUCGCCCGCCGCGCCGAGCGCAAGAAGACCGUAAUGAAGCGCAUCACCCAGAGAAAGACGAACAAGAGGGAGGGCGAGACCUUUACCGAAGCCAUUCGACAAAGGAAGGCCGCCAUCGAGGCUCGCAAUGAGGACUGGAUGUUGGGUCCCCUCGCUCCCCGCCGCGAACUCGGCGAGAUCAACCCGUACACGCAAAACUACUACGGCACCCUCUCCCCCACCCGUGUCCUUCUCGAGAACAAGGUCUCGGAAGAGGAAAGGAAGGCCCGCGUUGCCUGGUGCGGCUCUCCCAAAUUCCUCUGCAUCGCCCCCGGCGACCGCGUCGUCGUCACCGAAGGCCACCACAAGGAUGUCAUCGGCACCAUCGAGAAGCUCAACACCAGGAACAUGACAGUAGAGAUCAAAGCAGAGAAACUUAAA